GGUGGUCCCCGCCGCCACGGCCGCGACCGCCCCCGUCCCGGCGCCGAGUUUGCGAGGAAAUGCGUCCAUGCCAACCAUGCAGAGCCCAAGUCCGGCGAAGGUCGAGCCGCGGCUCACAGACGAAGAACUCGCGCGACGGCUGCAGGAAGACGAGGACGCGCAUUACGCGCGUGAAUUAGCCGCCGGUGACCCCGCCCGUGCUCGGGCGCCCGACCACGUUUAUUCCGAACGCCUCAUCGGACCGCCACGUGCAGGCUAUACCGCCUCGCUGCUCGGAGACGCACCUGAACCCGCCCGACCCGGCCGGGUCAGCGGCACCCAACGGCCGCAAUUCGUCCCGCCCAGUCUUGGCGUCAACCUAGGUUCGAACCCGCACCCUUCCUAG
Messenger RNA from Gregarina niphandrodes, 385 nucleotides. RefSeq lists its product as hypothetical. The transcript has a single exon. NCBI's taxonomy places the organism in Eukaryota, Apicomplexa, Conoidasida, Eugregarinorida, Gregarinidae. The annotation marks the transcript as partial. The record is from RefSeq and is a predicted model, not a curated record.